This is a messenger RNA of Fraxinus pennsylvanica, 912 nucleotides long. The record is from the annotation of a GenBank genome assembly. NCBI's taxonomy places the organism in Eukaryota, Viridiplantae, Streptophyta, Magnoliopsida, Lamiales, Oleaceae.
AUGGGGAGAGCACCGUGUUGUGAUAAGAAGGGGUUGAAGAAAGGGCCAUGGACUCCCGAGGAAGACGAGAAAUUGGUUGAGUACAUCAACAAGAAUGGCCAUGGCAGCUGGCGUUCUCUCCCCAAGCUCGCAGGUCUUCUACGGUGUGGGAAGAGUUGCAGGCUACGAUGGACAAACUAUCUUAGGCCAGACAUUAAACGAGGUCCAUUUAGUCCUGAAGAAGAGAAGCUUGUCAUACAACUCCAUGGCAUUCUUGGAAACAGAUGGGCUGCCAUUGCUGCUCAACUACACGGAAGGACAGACAAUGAAAUCAAGAACUUGUGGAACACCCAUCUGAAGAAGCGUCUCGUUCAGAUGGGCAUUGAUCCCCAGACUCACGAGCCUUCUUCAACCUCUAAUGGUUUUCUCAAACAACUCCCUGCAUCUUCUUCUACUCGUCACAUGGCACAAUGGGAGAGUGCUAGGCUUGAAGCUGAAGCUCGCCUUUCAAAGGAAUCACUACUCUAUAUCCCCAUGUCUGUGGGGAAAUCUGAUCCUGAUUUUUUCCUGCGCCUGUGGAAUUCCAAGGUGGGUGAUGCAUUUCGAAAGUUUGACAAGGGGGAAGAGAAAACUACUUCUCAGAGUGCAGUCUCGUCUUCAUCAACGAAGUGUGAAUCAAUUUCAGGUUCUAAAACAGAAAUGGCACUUACUGCAGCAGGUUCUUCGGCUGCAUGGAGCUAUCAAGAUGAUGAUACAGACUGCAAAUCGUACACCGAAUAUGUCGUCCCACCAUCAGAUUCAUCUUGCUCUAAUGAAUUGGAAGAUUCAUCUGAAUCUGCAUUGCAACUACUUUUAGACUUCCCUAACAACAAUGACAUGAGCUUCUUGGGACAUACCAAUAACUCUAGCUCUAUAUCUUUUAACUUUUACUAG